UACACGUCAGCUCGUAGAGAGGGGCACGGAGUCACCCCGAUAGAUCGCGGUGCUGGAGCGCCGUCCCCCUGAUUGGCAGGAUAUCUGGGGAGUGCUCCAAACAUGUCUCCAGCCCCUCCAGCCAAUGGGCUAGCUGACAGAGCCCGGCCGGGCAGCUGUUAAAGGGGACGGACACAGCGGGCCAGUCAGAGAGUAGCGCACGGGAGAGGAGGGUGACGGGGAAAGUGCACCGAAAACAAACCCUAAAGCCGCCCGCACUGACCGCGUCCACCCACCGGACGGGCAGCCCCAACAAAAGCCCCGGCCGGGAAGGAGGACGAGAAGGCUCCAAUGAACCCCGCACCGUCCGCCGGUCAUGUGCCGAUCUGAGUUCACUUGUCUCUUGUUUGUGUUGUGCUCCACCACCUCCCCCUUCCCAGAUUCCUCCUCCCCUCACUCCCCCUCCUCCCUCCACCCUGAGCUGCAACUUAAAGAAAGAAGAAGACGAGAGAGAGUAGCAUCUGCCGCCCGAGCCUUCAUCUGGGGGGAUUCUGAGCCCACUUCCCCGACUGCGAGGCGCUGAGAGCGGAGCCCAGGAAAGAGGAGGAGGAAGAGCUGGUGCAGGGGAUGAGCACAGUGCAGAGAGCUCAGUCUGGAGGAGGACUCUCAUGAUGCGGGAGGUGCAGUGACUACUCGGAAUACUCACUGACUACUGCCCGUUACUUGUGACUACUUCACCUCUCCCUAGGAUCACAGGACGCGCUUCCAAUAAGAGCCAUGCUGCUGGACGCUGGCCCUCAGUUCCCGGCCCUGGGUGUGGGCACCUUUGCGCGGCACCAUCACCACCAUCACCAUCAUCAUGCUGCGGUGGCAGCGGCGGCGGCGGCGGCUGCAGAGAUGCAGGAACGGGAGCUGAGCCUGGCACAGAACAGCUUUGUGGAGCCCGCGCACAUGGGCGCCUUCAAGCUCAACCCCAGCGGUGGCUCCGGAGGAAGCGGCGGUAGCGGCAGCGCGGGGGGAUCGGGCUCUUCUGGGGGAGCAGGAGGAAGCGGACCCCACGACUUGUCCCCCCCUGGGCAGAGCUCGGCUUUCACCUCCCAGGCUGGAUACCCCGCUUCUGCCCUUGCCCCACACGCAGCCUACACGGGCGCAGCAUUUAACAGCCCGCGGGACUUCUUAUUCCGAGGACGCGGCUUUGCAGAGGGGGCUACGGCUGCAGGAGGGGGGCAGCAUGGCUUGUUUGGCCCCCCGACAGGUAGCCUUCAUCACCACCCCCAUCAUCACCAGCUCUCGCAUGGGGAGCACCCGCAGAGCCACCUGCUUUUCCCCGGCAUCCAUGAACAGCAUGCUGCAGCCUCCCAGAAUGCCCUUGGCGGACAGAUGAGGCUCGGGCUGCCGGGUGAGGUGUUCGGCAGGACGGAGCAGUACCGGCAGGUGUCCAGCCCUAGAGGAGACCCCUACACCGCUGCCCAGCUACACAACCAGUAUGGGCCGAUGAAUAUGGGAAUGAACAUGGCAGCCCACCACCACCACCAUCACCACCACCACCCGGGGGCCUUCUUCAGGUACAUGAGGCAGCAGUGCAUCAAGCAGGAGCUCAUCUGCAAGUGGAUAGACCCCGAGCAGCUCAGUAACCCCAAGAAGAGCUGCAAUAAGACAUUCAGCACCAUGCACGAGCUGGUCACCCAUGUGUCUGUGGAGCAUGUCGGGGGUCCCGAGCAGAGCAACCACAUCUGCUUCUGGGAGGAAUGUGCCCGGGAGGGGAAACCAUUCAAAGCCAAAUACAAACUGGUCAACCACAUCCGAGUGCACACAGGAGAGAAGCCCUUCCCGUGCCCCUUCCCUGGAUGUGGCAAGGUCUUUGCCCGCUCCGAGAACCUAAAAAUCCACAAAAGAACUCAUACAGGAGAAAAGCCGUUCCAGUGUGAAUUUGAAGGCUGCGACAGGAGAUUUGCCAACAGUAGCGACAGAAAGAAACACAUGCAUGUACACACCUCUGACAAACCAUAUUUGUGCAAGAUGUGCGACAAGUCUUACACCCAUCCCAGCUCCUUAAGGAAACACAUGAAGGUGCACGAGUCUACUCCUCAAGGGUCAGAGUCGUCACCAGCCGCCAGCUCCGGCUAUGAGUCCUCCACCCCCCCAGGUCUGGUGUCCCCCAACACUGAGACACAAAGCACCAACUUGUCCCCGGCCACAGCAUCGGUGUCUGGAGUGCACAGUGUAACUACGGGGGCUGGGGGACCCCUCUCAUCAAACUUCAACGAGUGGUAUGUGUAGGAGUCCUUGCCUGGAGGCCACCAGAGACUAUGUAGGUCUCCCUACCCACCAGCUAGUUGCCUGCUGUGACUGGACACUCCUAAAGGAAGAAGCACAGUUAGGAUAAAAUGCAGCACAGUUCUUUAAAAAACAAAAAGAAAGCAUGAAGAGAGAAGCUAACAGAAUCUAUUUAUUCCCCCAGUAUUUACCCCAAAGAGCAAGUGAUUUUACUCUGUAGAACUCCCCUUUAUGUACAUAACUAACUCCCCCUCCAGAGGGGACAGGACGUUCUAAAACUGUUGUACAGAAGUUUUAUCCGGCUGCUGGACAAGUGCUGGACUUUCUCUUGACUCAUCCAUUAACCUAAGGUGAAGGAAGAGUUGAUUUUAUUCUAUUUUAUUUUCUUUUGUAUUGUGCUCUUGGUAUUGUGUCCUUUUCUAAAGGAAACCUGAUUGUAAAUUUCCAUGCAACUGGGCUGGGAAAUAAUAAAACUCCGUGCCAAAGUCUUCACUCUGUUUCUUACGGCUCAGCUAGGCAGGCAGCACUCUGACAGGCAGCACCCUGACAGGCAGCACUCUGACACAGGCUUGUGAAUGUCACUAUGUUACACGUGAUGUUGUUUGUACUUUUUUCAAGUUCCUUUCUUUGCUUACUGUAUAAAGGACGGUGGGGACAACACGUCUGCAUCUCUUCUUCCCUGUACAUAGCCCCCGCCAUAUUUAUCCAGUUGUAAUUAAAUUAUGCUAUUAACUUGCUACAGAGGAACACUAUUUAUAAAGAAUGGUUCUUAACUAUAAAUAUGUACAAUUGUGAGCGGAAAUUGUUUUCAGAUUUUUUUUUUAUUUAAAGUGGUUUCAUCAUUUCUGUGCCCUGUUCUGAGAUUAAUGCAUACAAGACCUAUAAUAAAUUGUGUUGAAACUGCAUAAA
Hyla sarda is the source of this 3165-nucleotide messenger RNA. RefSeq names its product Zic family member 2 (gene ZIC2). NCBI's taxonomy places the organism in Eukaryota, Metazoa, Chordata, Amphibia, Anura, Hylidae. Gene Ontology annotation, cellular component: nucleus. Gene Ontology annotation, molecular function: RNA polymerase II cis-regulatory region sequence-specific DNA binding; DNA-binding transcription factor activity, RNA polymerase II-specific. Bases 757 to 2259 code for a protein of 500 amino acids. The record is from RefSeq and is a predicted model, not a curated record. Gene Ontology annotation, biological process: central nervous system development; regulation of transcription by RNA polymerase II. The transcript is spliced from 3 exons.